GGAGGCGGCACCGGCUUGGCCCCGAGGCCCGCCGCGCCCUAUCGCGCCAAAGCCGAGUGGCCCCGUGGAGCCCGCGCGCUCCCGCCUGCUGGGGGAGGGCGGACAGGGCGCGGGGAGCAGACAGGCCGCGGCAGGCGCUGUUUCUCUUUCGCUUUCCCGGGCUCGGAGGCGGGCGCGCCGGCGGACUGAGGAGCGGCGGCGGCCGCUGGGUAUGAAAAAGCAGGGCUGUCAGAGGGAGUGAUGACAGUGGUCUGUGCUCAGGCGGGACGUUCAUGCUCAUGCGUCAGGACAUCUACCAAGAACACUGCACAAGCCACUGGGACCAGCUUUGCAUCCACUUAGUGCCCCUGUUUGCCUGAACUGCCAAAGCCAGCUAACCACGAAUGGCUACCCAAAGGAAACACUUGGUGAAAGACUUCAACCCCUACAUCACCUGCUAUAUUUGUAAAGGGUACCUGAUCAAGCCAACAACAGUGACAGAAUGCCUCCAUACAUUCUGUAAGACCUGUAUUGUCCAGCACUUUGAAGACAGCAAUGAUUGUCCAAGGUGUGGCAACCAAGUUCAUGAAACAAAUCCAUUAGAAAUGUUGAGGCUGGAUAAUACACUGGAGGAGAUUAUAUUUAAGCUGGUACCUGGACUACGAGAACAAGAACUUCAGCGUGAAUUGGAAUUUUGGAAGAAAAAUAAACCUCAAGAAAAUGGACAAGAUGACAUUUCAAAGGUUGACAAAUCUAAAGCAGAUGAAGAAGGUGAUGAAAACCAAGAUGAUAAGGACUACCAUAGAAGUGACCCACAAAUUGCUAUCUGUCUAGAUUGUUUACGAAAUAAUGGUCAGUCGGGGGACAAUGUAGUAAAGGGUCUCAUGAAGAAAUUCAUUCGGUGUUCUACACGAGUUACUGUAGGAACUAUUAAAAAGUUUCUAAGUUUAAAACUAAAACUUCCAAGUUCUUAUGAGUUGGAUGUGCUGUGCAAUGGUGAAAUUAUGGGGAAGGAUCAUACUAUGGAAUUCAUCUAUAUGACCAGAUGGCGACUAAGAGGAGAAAAUUUUUGCUGUCUGAACUGCUCAGCCUCGCAAGUCUGCUGUCAGGAUGGCACUUUGUAUCAGUCAUACCCCAUGGUGUUGCAGUAUCGACCAAGAAUUGAUUUUGGAUAGGCCAAGGGGCCCAGACUGCACUGAACGAAUCCUGCACUAUUUGUUUACUCGUCGGCAGAUUGCACGGUGUGGACUUGAGAGACACAGUCUGAUUUUCAGCAUGCACAUAAGGCCAUUGUCUGUCUCUAAAUUGUCAGUUUUCUUCAUGUUGUUUCUAUUAGGAGCAAUCCAAGUGCCCUUCUGCUACUGACCAUCUCCAUAAGAUACUCGUUUCGUCUCCCAGUGUGCAGAGCACGGCUAAAAUCAUUUAGGUGUGCAGCCGUGACUCUGCUUUCUCGAUAUUUUGCUUGCCUGUUGCAAGAUUGUUAUAAUGUUAAUUACACUAGUAAAAUGGCUCAAUCCUUGUGGUGUUGCAGUUUUCACAUACUUAAUACUUUUAUUCUUGUUGAAAUAGAGUACUGUACAAGAACCUAGUAUAAUUAUAUCUUGAAAUUAUUUUGUAUAAGAGUAUAUUUAGAAAAGUGGUUUCUGAGCCACUGUCCUAUUCUUGGUAAACUUUUAUGUAAAAAAGAAUAAACAGCCAAAAAAAAAACCAAAAAACCAAUAUGCCAGCUCAUUCUUGAGUGUGCAAGUCCUUUUGUGAAGAAUUCCAGUUAUCUUUUGACCAGAGCACAUUACAAUUGGAGAUAUCCUGAACGUCUGGGUAGUCUCUACCAUUGCACAGGAAGGCAUGUUAGCCCUUCACAUUGAAAAAAUAUAUGACUUGAACAACUGAAGUUCAUAAUGUUGGCAGCUGAUCACACCAACUUCUAAUAAAAUUAAUGUGGGAGUAUGUUACCGUUAGUUACUGUCUUAGGGCAAGUGGGUGCUGCUUCACAAAUCUCCAUUGUCUAGCCCAUGUUGUAUGUGCAUCAUGGCACUGUUAAUGCCAUUUUAUGAAAGCACUGUUUCUUUUAGGUUGGCCUUAGCAAUAUGUUGUGGCAUGUAGAGGAUUAGGUAUGAUGGUUUUAAAUAGUAAGAUUUUAGAUAAUAUUUGCUCAUUCAUGGACUUCCAAAAUCUCAAGUCAUUGAUCCAGAUUGUUAGUUGCAUAUCACAUUUCCAAACCAUACGCACAAAACAAAAGAAAUGCCAUGUAGUAGUUAAAUGUUCUAACCAAAAUUAGUGGUUUGGGGAUAUUUUAUUUUAGAUACUGUGGUAAACAGGGAAGUGUGAUUAUUGUUUUAACUGGGAGUUCUUUAAAGGUGAGUGUAUCAGAAGAGAGAUGUCCUUCAUGUUAACAGUUUGGUUAAGUCUUCCGUUCAUUUUGAAAUUAGCCUGUAAAUCAGGGUCCUCUGUUAGCUUAUUACAUGAAAAACAUCUUGGGUCUUGUAAAAUAGAUAGCUCAAAAAUAAAACUGUGGAUUACAUCUAUUGGUUGCUUUGAAACAAACAAGUUAACUUCUGAGAGGUGGGGGAAAUUAGGAAAAAUGACUUGUUUUAGAAAUCUGGUAAGAAUACCAAGUGUGUUUCACACAUGGUUUUUAGACUGUGAACACAGGUAUUCUACGUUUUCCAGUAGAAUGCUUCACGGACUAAUGCUUCCUGAAGUCCAGAGAGCUUAUAGCGAUAAAAAUUUAUACAGCUCUAAGAAAUAGACCAAGUGCAGCUCAGUCCCAGUGUAAUUCAUCAUAUAAACAGCUGAAAGUUUGUGAGUAGUUUUCAAGUAAAAAGUGUGUUAAACUUUGCUGUAUUAGAAGGCCACAGCAAUUCUUUAACUUACCUUAUUUGAUUGGCUGUUCCUGGAAGAACUCAUGAGCAGGAUUUAUAAGGCUGUUGAUUUACUUAGAAGUUUAGCAUUAUACUUGACCAAAAACUAAGUUUACUAACUACAGAUAUUAUUUUGAUGUUUUGUAAAACCUAGUUACUAGUUAUCCCUAAGAAAAAUUUAAAGAUACUACGAUUUGUCACAUUUAGAUAAGUGUAUUUUAAAUAUGAAGGUUAAUUUUAAUUAAAAAGUCAAAAAUCAAUUCCAAAAGCCACACACUAAGACUUGGCUAUUGGGCUUCCCAACCAAGACUAGGAGCCAUAGGUGAAUUUUAUGUACAAGGUCUCUUUAAAUUUUGCUUAUUGCCUGAUCAUAUGUUACGACUGUUUUCUGAGGGAUACAUAGGAAAUGGUUUUGAAACAAAGCAGUUUUAUAAAAAGUCCUUUAUUUACUGUUAUGCAUUAACAUUUUCACUGACAUGCAAUAUACUAUGUGCCAAAACAUACCAUUAAGAAUGGCUGAUGUCCUUUGGGAACAUGAGUAAUGGGUUGCUAGUGGAAUCAGGCUUUUUCAGCCAGCCUCCUCUGUUAUAUCAGCCAGGUGUGGACCACUUUCUUGUCUGAUGUGUGAUGUGUACCAAAUUCCCACUUAGUUGCCCUUGUAAGGAACCGAUUGUAGGAAACAUGAGUAGGCACUGUUCGUGGCCAGCUUUACAUGAACAGGGUUGCUUAACAAAGCCCUCUGUUUAAAUAAUCUUCAGGAAUAACUCUCUGAGUUCAUACAGUCAAGAACAAAUGAACGUUAUUCUUCAACCUGUUGCUCCUUAAGCAAUAAACUAAGGAACUUUACUCCAGAAAAGAUUUUGUUACCUGUUUUACCUGCCUUAGAAAUCAGACAUAAAGGGGCAAGGAAUCUUGAAAAAUAAAGAAUGCCUGUGGUCUGUAAGAAUCACUUUAAAUUGCAGUGAUCACAUCAGUUAAUAGAGAUGAAAGUGUCCUUUUCUCAAGCUUAAAAAAUAAACUAAAAGACUCAUUUGGGAGAUUAUAUUAAGUCUGAGGUUUGGGUGACUAGGAUAAUGUUCUUUGACAACUUUUAAAUACUCUUUACUUGCUAAGCUUCUGCCUCAUACUCAUCUGUCACAUUGUACAUAGUGACCACUAAUAUUCGUUUGAAUGAAUCCUUAAGAAAACCAGUGUGUUAUAUAAUAUCGUGAACUGUUAAGCUUUACUAUUUAAAAGAAAGUGCCUCAUUGCUAAAGUGCAUUUCUGUUUUAGGUUUCCUGAGUAAGUCUCCAGUUAUCUGUACCUGUCUUAUAAGUGGUUUCAUUUCUAAAUGGGCAGUUAAUAAACUACAGUAGUCUUUUAAAGGAGUUGUAAGAAUAGAGGUAUCACCAAAGACAAUAUAUUGUUAAUAACCAUGUUAGAGACAGUUUGGGCAGUUCAGAAGGUGGAGACUGUUAGAUUAUGGUGUGACUAUAAAUUGGUUGCAACCUUUAUUGCUUAUUAAAACAUUGCCAGUGAAGUCACUGCAGUGAGAUUUGUUGGUGGGAUGAGUCGGAUGUCUUUUUUGCUACAGUCAGCGUAUUUCCCUUCAAAUAUGUUCACUUUUUUUUUCAGCACCAUCUGGUAGAGCUUAGAAAAUCCUCAAGUAUGAGAAAGAAGUAAAAACAAAUAUCCUACCCGUAAAAAAAAUUGGAGAAAUACAAACUUCUUUUUAAAAGAAAAUCAAGAUUUUACAUUUUAAGAAACUUUUUAUUUCGUGGAGAUGGUAUGAAGGAAGGUGUGCCUGUUAGCUCCUGGGUUCUUAGUAAAAGUAAAAGUAGAAAAAGUUUCAUUGAAGAUGGGCUUCAGUAAAAGUGCUGGCAGGCCUGCCUGUGUAUGACACAGCACAUUCUACUGGAUUUACAGAAAUGCUUUUGCUAUUUUUAAAAGCAAAAUUCCAUAAAGACCUGUGAUUGUUUUUUUCUUUAAAAGUGACUCUGUUUCUCAGUAGCCACUUUAUUGUUGUUCAGCUUAACCAUGUGGCCAAAUUUUGACAAAAUAGGGCACUGAAAAAUGUCCUGCUGCACCACUGUUUCCCUGUACCACCUCCUGGGUAAAAUCAGCCUGAAGUAAACCAUCCGCAGAGCGGAUGAAAUGGCCCAUAGUCCUGUGUAGUUUACAAGCACUGUGCAACUGAGCCGGAUCCCUCAUCCAUUCCUCUGAUUGGAUAAGGAAUUGUCUAGAAAUCUAUGCUUUAUAUCAAAAUAUCGGUAUGAAUUUGCCAAAACUCUUUUUUUGGAUUAGAAUCAUAAAAACUUGAAAUGCUGUUAGCAUUGUUUUUAGCAUGUAAUUCCUGAAUGUAUGUAAUCAGUACGGGACAUAGCAUGUCUGCCUGAUCUGCUUCAUGAGAAGUUGGACAGUGUCAGAUUCACUAAAGACUUAGAAGCCUUUGGAAUCACCACUUGUUUGGAUUUACUUGAUAGACUUUGUUCAGUGUGUUUUGAUCAAAAACAUGAGAUUAAAAUAAAAGACAUCAGAUGUCCUUUGUAGGGGCUUUCAUUGUGUUAAGCUGUAGUAUUUCUCUGGUCAUUUGAAUGUGCUUCUCUUCCUGGAAUAUGAUUUUCACAAAUAGUUUGCACCAUCAUAUUUUCUAAUAGAAUUAAAAUGUUUGGACCUUCAGAAAAUGGUAAGAAUUAAACUUUUCAAAAUAAUGGCUUUAAAUUCUCCUGCCGAUGUGUCUGUCCUCAGGCCACUUUCCCAUGAUUCAAAAUGGAGGCUUUCCAGAAAUGUGUUUUCAUCUUAAUUGUCUUUGAGUCUAGAAUCAGAUGUAACAGAUAUGUUAAAUAUGAGGCCUAGUUUUCUUCGGUCUUGUAGCACAAAUGAAGACUAACAUUCUGGGGGCAUCUCUUCUACACAGUCUAGUGUAUUGACAGGGUACCAGAAGUGACUCUUUCUACACAUGUGCAUGUUUGGAGGUCACCCUGGCACUGUUGACAGCCAGUUUUCUUUUGCAGUCGUUUUCAGAAUGAGCGUGGGGGCCUAAGUGUCCUUAUGAAGCUGUGGUCCAGGACAAGAGCGUCGGGGGGGAGGGGUAUGUGUUCCUUCACUUGGCUGUGUCUGGUAACUGAACAGCGAUCAUUUUUUAGACUAGCCCUCACAGUAAAUCUAGCACAGAAUAUAUUGUAAAGUUAUGUUGCUAAUUUUAUUUUGAAAUAGGAAAUAUUUUAAGCUUUUUGUCAAAAGUGGUAACAUCUUAAUACAAAUAAAAACCUUUUUGUGGUUGUAAGAUUUAGCUUAUGAAUCAUUCAAAUUGAAGUGAAAGAAUUACCAGGUCAUUGUUAAUGACGUAAUCUAUUAAGAAUCUAUGUAUUUUUGUAAAGGAAAAAGCACUUGUAGAUAUUUAAUCAGUACAAGGUCUAUGUCUGUUUUGCAGAAAGAAAUGCUGCUUAGAGAUUGUCUUUAAAUAUUUUUUAUUUUUGUGCUCAUGUAUUUUCUGUUGAUCUAUGGAAUGUUCUGUACAAAACUGUAUGACUGUACUGUUGAGCUGGAUAAUAUGUUUCCUUUUUAAUUCGGGGCUUAGCCAUGUAUAUUUGACCAUGUUGAAAAUAGUAUCUUUGUUAUUAAAUUUUUGAUUGCA
This is a messenger RNA of Mesocricetus auratus (golden hamster), 6456 nucleotides long. RefSeq names its product polycomb group ring finger 5 (gene Pcgf5). Lineage: Eukaryota; Metazoa; Chordata; Mammalia; Rodentia; Cricetidae. Bases 384 to 1154 code for a protein of 256 amino acids. Gene Ontology annotation, cellular component: PRC1 complex. The transcript has 10 exons. The record is from RefSeq and is a predicted model, not a curated record. Gene Ontology annotation, biological process: regulation of transcription by RNA polymerase II.